AUGGCGACGCAGGUGUUCGACUCGGACAGUGAAGACGAGCUACCCCCGGGCUGGGAGGAACGCGUUACCACCGACGGCAAAGUUUACUACGCCAACCAUGAAACACAAAACACCCAGUGGAAGCACCCGGUUACUGGCAAGAAGAAAGUUGUCAAAGGAGAACUUCCAUAUGGCUGGGAGCGAAGUGUCACGGAAGAUGGAACUAUGUUUUUUGUUGACCAUAUUAACCAAAAGACAACCUACACAGACCCAAGACUGGCCUUUGCUGAGGAGGUCAAGGACUCGCCCCUGGACUUCAGGCAGAAGUAUGAUGGCAGUAGCACAGCUCUACAGAUCCUCCAUGGCAAGGAUCUGACUGGGAGGUUUGUGCUGAUAACUGGAGCAAAUUCUGGGAUAGGUUUUGAGACUGCAAGAUCUCUGGCUCUUCACGGAGCAACAGUAGUGAUGGCUUGCCGCAAUGUCCAGUCAGCACAUGAGUGUCGGGCCAGGAUUUUACAAGAACGGCCGGAGGCCAAAGUGGAGGUCAUGUUCAUUGACCUUGCAUCUCUGAAAUCUGUUCAACAGUUUGCUGAUGACUACGAAGAUAUGGGAUGGCCGCUGCACAUACUGAUCCUCAAUGCAGCAAUAUUCGGCACCGGUUACAUCCAGACAGAGGACAACCUAGAGGCCACGUUUCAGGUGAACUACUUGUCCCAGUUCUAUCUGACCAAACUCCUUGUCAACAUCAUGAUGCGGUCUGCUCCAGGGAGGGUGGUCGUUGUGUCCAGUGAGAAUCACAGAUUCAGUGAUUUGAAGGAAAACAACCUGACUGUGGAGAAGCUGUCUCCAAAAACCCACACAUAUUGGCACAUGAUGGCUUACAAUAACUCUAAGCUGUGCAACAUUCUCUUCGCCAACGAGCUCAACUGCCGGCUGUCACCUCAUGGGAUCGUGGCCAACUCCAUCCAUCCAGGAAACAUGAUGAGUUCAGGCCUGUCCCGCAACUGGUGGCUCUACAGGCUUCUCUUUGCUUUGGUUAGGCCAUUCACAAAGUCCAUGCAACAAGGGGCAGCAACCACAGUUUAUUGUGCUGUGGCCGAAGAACUCGGCAAUGUUGGAGGUUUGUACUUCAAUAACUGCUGUCGUUGCCCUCCUUGCAAAUUGGCAGAGAACAAAUCUAUGGCUGUCGCCUUGUGGAGCUUGAGUGAGCAGAUUUUGAACAGCCGCAUUAUCCCAAGAAAGAUUGUUCCCAAUGAUGGUAGCUGA
Molecule: messenger RNA, 1245 nt
Organism: Candidula unifasciata
Lineage: Eukaryota; Metazoa; Mollusca; Gastropoda; Stylommatophora; Geomitridae
Source: the annotation of a GenBank genome assembly